This is a messenger RNA of Brassica napus (rape), 1991 nucleotides long. RefSeq names its product transmembrane protein 184A. Lineage: Eukaryota; Viridiplantae; Streptophyta; Magnoliopsida; Brassicales; Brassicaceae. Gene Ontology annotation, molecular function: transporter activity. The coding region runs from base 404 to 1672 and encodes 422 amino acids. The record is from RefSeq and is a predicted model, not a curated record. The transcript is spliced from 7 exons. Gene Ontology annotation, biological process: transport.
UAAUCAAGGUUUGAUGUAUACACAGCCUGGAUUAGAUGGACGUUGAUUGGAUUCCAACUCGUUGAUCUAAAACAUCUUAAAUUUUUUUUAUCUCUUUUCGAAACUUGCUCUGCUCUGGAAAGCCCAUCUCCUCCUAAAAGCUUGCUCCUUUCUCAAGAAAGGAAGGAAAGGCUUAUCAAAACCCUCAUCUCCAAAUCCACAAUCUUCCUCAAAUUUAGGUUUUUUUUUUUUUCUGUUACUACGGUUACAUUGCUCUCUUCCCCAUCUUCAAUUCACACGAAUCAUCGAACCCACCACGUAAAGUUACCAACUUUGGUAAUCACGAUCACGGAUCUUCGAUUCAUCAAACCCACAACGUAAAGUCACCAACUUUGCUUUUCCCCCCCUUAGAUCCGUCUCAGAAAUGGCGGAUUCGAUUCCGUUUUAUCUCAACAUUGUGGCGUUUCUGUGCACUGUUGGAGCCAUUGCUCUUGCAAUAUUCCACAUCUAUAGGCAUCUCUUGAACUACACGGAGCCGACUUAUCAGAGAUAUAUUGUACGCAUUGUCUUCAUGGUCCCGGUGUAUGCCUUUAUGUCAUUCUUGUCUCUUGUCCUCCCUAGAAGCUCCAUCUACUUUGAUUCCAUACGAGAAGUUUAUGAAGCUUGGGUGAUUUACAACUUCCUAUCCCUGUGUUUGGCUUGGGUUGGAGGUCCAGGAGCAGUAGUGCUCAGCUUAAGCGGUCGCUCUCUACAACCAUCAUGGUGCCUCAUGACUUGUUGCUUUCCUCCAUUAACACUCGACGGGCGUUUUAUUCGAAGAUGCAAGCAAGGUUGUCUGCAAUUCGUAAUCCUGAAGCCUAUCCUAGUGGCUGUCACACUUGUGCUUUACGCAAAAGGGAAGUACAAGGACGGGAACUUUAACCCUGACCAAGCGUAUCUCUAUCUUACCAUCAUCUACACCAUAUCCUACACAGUGGCUUUGUACGCGCUUGUGCUGUUUUACAUGGCGUGCAGAGAUCUGCUUCAGCCGUUUAAUCCGGUCCCAAAGUUUGUGAUCAUUAAGUCGGUGGUCUUUCUAACUUACUGGCAGGGUGUUCUAGUCUUUCUUGCUGCAAAAUCUGGAUUCAUAAAGACUGCAGAGGAAGCAGCUCAUUUUCAAAACUUCAUAAUAUGUGUGGAGAUGCUCAUUGCUGCAGCAUGCCAUUUCUAUGCUUUCCCAUACAAGGAGUAUGCGGGUGCCAACGUUGGUGGCUCUCGCAGCUUCUCAGGGAGCCUAACACAUGCUGUAAAACUAAAUGACUUUUACCAUGACACUGUUCACCAGUUUGCUCCUACUUAUCAUGACUACGUACUCUAUAAUCACAACGAGGGUGGUGAAGAGGGGACAAAGAAGUACCGGUCGAGAACCUUUGUGCCAACUGGCCAAGAGAUGGAUGCAAUGAGAAAGAACAAACCAGUGUUUGCAAACAAGAUAGAUGGUGUUUCGGUUUCAAGUAGUCUAUCUUCAAAUGCAAGCUCGCCGAAAAGCUCCAGCGUGACAUCUGAUCCUGUGCGCUCUGAAGCUGUGAAGUCUUCUUUGCUCGUUGACGCCUCGGAUUCUCUUGAUACAAUGUAUGAUAUGACGCUCAUUGACAUUGAUAUAUCUAGUUUCCCAAGCAAUGUCCCCUCAGCUAAUGAAAGUGGGCCUAGAUAGGAGCAGAAGAAGAAAAGAUGUAGAAAGCACCGUUUAAAGGUACAAAAAACGUGCUCCUAUGAGUUGGAUUCGGAUGAAUCUUCUCAGGUGUGUUCUUAGUUGGAAGAUGUUAGUAGAAGACUUGAGGAUAAAUGAAAAGAGCUUCUAAACCAGUUUGCAUUUACUAUUUGUAGCUUUAUAUGAUGAGUCUUCUACUUGCAUUCUCUCUUGCAGCAUGUUUCAUGUUUCUUGUGAAUUGCUUAAGCAGCCAGAAACGUUAUUCAUAUACGUGUAACUAGUUGAGUUGCAGAAUCUUUGGAAGUUUACAUUUUGUGUGUUC